AUGGCUCCUCUGCUGUUUAAAGACGCCUUCUGGGGGUCGGACUUCACCUGUCACGCUGGAUACAGCGCUGUGAUCCAGAGGUUAUGUGACGGCAAGCAAAUGUGCAAAGAUGUGGAGGAGCUUUUAAGAAUGAGAGCCCAAGCAGAGGAGAAGUAUGGAAAGGAGCUGCUGACCAUUGCUCACAAACCUGGAGGGCACACGGAGAUUGGCACUUUGAAAGCCUCCUUUGAACAACUGAAAGCUCAAAUUGAGAACAUUGGAAACUUUCACAUCCAAAUAUCAGAUAUAUUGAAAGAGGAGGUGAAAAAGAUUGAGACAUUCAGAGAGCGUCAGAAAGAGCAGAGGAAGAAGUUUGAAAGCAUCAUGGAGAAGGUUCAAAAGAAAAAAGUUUCUUGUUUUAAGAGAACUAUGGAGGCGAAGAAAAACUACGAGAUGAGAUGCAAGGAGGCUGACGAGGCAGAGCAGGGGGCAGAGAAAACCAGCGUCCACUCAAAGAACUCUGAAAAGAUUCGUCACAGGAUCAAAAAUUGCAGACAUGCAGCCAGUGAAGCAGAGAAGCUGUAUUUGAGCAACAUUGAUCAACUAGAAAAUAUUCGCCAAGACUGGGAGAAGACCCACAAAAGCACGUGUGAGGUGCUGCAGCAGAUGGAGGAAAAUCGCAUCAGCAUGCUUCGGUGUGCUCUCUGGGACCACUGCAACCAUUUCUCCAUUCAGUGCGUCAGAGAUGAUGAGGUGAUGCUUUGCUUCUUGCUCAAAAUACUUUACCAGAAACAAGGUUGA
Nematolebias whitei (Rio pearlfish) is the source of this 780-nucleotide messenger RNA. Its product is annotated as proline-serine-threonine phosphatase-interacting protein 1-like. Gene Ontology annotation, molecular function: actin filament binding. The transcript has 10 exons. Gene Ontology annotation, cellular component: cytoplasm; plasma membrane; actin filament. The record is from RefSeq and is a predicted model, not a curated record. The coding region runs from base 1 to 780 and encodes 259 amino acids. NCBI's taxonomy places the organism in Eukaryota, Metazoa, Chordata, Actinopteri, Cyprinodontiformes, Rivulidae. Gene Ontology annotation, biological process: actin filament polymerization.